This is a messenger RNA of Cetraspora pellucida, 912 nucleotides long. The record is from the annotation of a GenBank genome assembly. Lineage: Eukaryota; Fungi; Glomeromycota; Glomeromycetes; Diversisporales; Gigasporaceae.
AUGCUUCUUACUGGAUCAGAUUUAUCAGCAUAUUUGUUUAAGCAAAAAAUAAGAAUAUAUAAUUCAGUGUUAGCUUUUACUUCGAUAGGGACUCAAAUUGAUGAUAGUAUAACAGGAAUGGGUGAUAUUUACAGCUUUUGUAUUCAUGACAACAGAAGAAGUGACUCUAGACGAUAUAAUGUUCUAAUGACAUCAGAAGUUAUUAUGAUUAUGGUUGGAAACAGACAAGAAAUUGAAACUUCAAACCAUGAUAUUGUAUUACAUUUGCAUACUAGGGGAUCUAUUAAUAAUGAUGAAUUGAUCUCUGAUCAUGAAGAAGAAGUAACUACUAUGAAAGAUGUCAUGGCUAUAAAUUAUUUCAUAAGUCCAUCUGUUCUACUUCUUCAAGUUCAUCUUUUCAGACAACAUAGAGUACUAUUUAGAGAUGACUCUACUUGGGAAUAUCUUGCUGAAACUGCUUCUAAUGAAACAUCAACCCUUACAGCAUGGUUUAAAGCCAACUCUGAUUAUCCAAAUUGUAAUUGGGAGAAUGUAUUUUGUUUAUCCAACAGCAGUGAAGAUAUUCAUUUUCAUACUAACAAUAAUAGUGAACAUCUACUUACUGAAGCUGAGAUACAUAAUCUAGCCUUAUUCUACUUACAAUCAAUUUUAUGCAAGCACAGCAAAUUACUUGCAGACUUUUCUAAUAUGCCUAUACCAAUUACACUCGAUGAUACUAACUCACUAAUUAGUGAAGAACAAAAUUAUGAUAUUGAUAAGUUAACAAAUAUACUUAAACAUGAAAUAUUUCAAUUAAAUGAAGACCAACUUACUAUUUUCAAUAAAGUCAUCAACAUUGUAGAAAGUAAAAAUUCUUCUAUAUUUUUUAUUGACAGUCCUGGUAAAACAGGAAAAACAUUCCUUUAUAAGUAA